AUGGUGCAUCGCCUCUUUCUCGUUCUCGCUCGGGAGCCAAAACGAACACGCCUGCUACCUACUGUACUGGACCUUCGACCAGGCAUUCUACCUUUGUCGAAUCGGAACCAAUACCACUGCAUUGCGCUCGAACACUUUGGCGUUCCGGUUGCCUUUAGCGCCGGCGAGAGUCUUUCAGCCGUACCUUCCCAUUCGGAUUGGUUUACCUUUACCGAGGAUAUGCUGGAAGACUCAGCGAGUUCCGGGCGUAGUAGUAGUACCUCAGCGGUAAAUCAACCGCUUCCGGGGGAACAAGCUACGCCUCCCGCUCUUCCGGGAGCUCGGACUCCGCCCUACACCCCCUACCCCUAUGGCCCAGAGGAAGUGAUAGGAGGGGAUUCGGUCCGCUCUAUAGAGGGCCGCCUCCUGUCGGGCAAAACAGCGCCUUCGUCGCUAGAUAUAUAUCUAGCCCGGAUCAACGCCGAGGACCUAUUCGAGGUCAAGGUGGAUAUCAUCCGGGAGAUGGCGGGCCUGCAUCCAAGUGGCGAUUGGCUGGGGCGGGGGGCUCGAGCCCUCGAUAAUCCGAGGGGGAAGGAGUCCUUGGGGGAGCUCCUUCAAAUGCGUAGAGACCUACGGGCUAGGAAUUUGAAAUCCGAGACCUUCGGCCUAUUAAAGGAGAAGGUUUUCCUUAGGGAUACCCCCCCCUCAGAAGGCUCUUCCGUAUAG
Messenger RNA from Lactuca virosa, 705 nucleotides. The record is from the annotation of a GenBank genome assembly. NCBI's taxonomy places the organism in Eukaryota, Viridiplantae, Streptophyta, Magnoliopsida, Asterales, Asteraceae.